UUUUCGGUCAUCCACAAUGGAACGUUCAGGAAUCAGGGGGAAGCGUAGGAAAUCUUAUCUAGGAUACAGAUUACAUUGAUUUUAUAAUUUUGGUCAGGGGGUUCUCAAUAGUUUUUCAGCCAAGGACCAUUACAGGGUAGAAAUAAUAUACCUGGUUAAAUAAUGUUUCAAAUAAAUGUUCAAGUUCCCUCUUGGAUUCCCCUAUGAUUGAGAAGGUGAUAAAGUACCCUCUACAGGUGCCCUUUCAGUGGAGAACGUCUGAAGCAGAGCACUAAUGGGCUCCCUUUAAUAAAAGCCAUGUAUAUUUUUCUUGCCCCUGUCCCUCAGAUAGCCUCAGUUCACCCUCAUGCAUUUUACUAUUUGUUUUGCGCAUUCAAGACAAACAUGUAUUUCAAAUAUGUGCCACACAAAUAUUCAAGGCAAAUCGAGAGAAAACGGCGAUGUGAAGGUUUUAAAAUCUGAGCUUCAUUGGUUGACCUAUGAAACUUUUUUUAUUUUUGAUAAAUCAUUAAGAUAUUUACGAAUCUAAACACUUUUACUUUUUCCAGCAUUGCAGAUUUAGGCUGGGGAGAAAGUAAAACAAAGUAACAACUUCUCUUUAUACAGAAACUAUCAUUUAUUAUCUAAAACUCUGAAAAGUGGGGUGAGUUAUAAGGGUCCUAUUUAGUAUUCGUUUCUUGAAUGCAUCAUGUGCGGGCUCUACUGAGCAUGCGUCAGAAAUGCUAACAGCUUCAAUUAGCUCCAUAGUUUCUUGUAACUGAAGUUUUAGUUAUUUAACCAUAUAAUAAUUGUAAUCGUUUCAUUUUAAUAUACGUUUCUUAUUUAACUUAACGUAUCUGAACGGCUGCAACUGUUAAAAACAACAUAUAAAGAAGAUAGAAGCUACUAGCUUGUUGUUGUUGUUGUUGUUAUCCUAUGGUGAUGAUUUAGCUACAAAUUAGCCACAAGCUAACAGCUGCCGGCGGCUGGCCCUCAGGAUGAUAAAGUUUGUUCUGAUGGUGAACCGGCAGGGUCAGACCCGGCUGUCCCGGUACUUCCAGCCGGUGGAGCUGAGCAGGAGAGCGGCGCUGGAGGCCGACGUAGUCCGCUGCUGCCUGAGCCGCAAAAAGGACCAGUGUUCCUUUGUGGAGUACAAAGACUAUAAGCUGGUGUACCGUCAGUACGCUGCUCUGUACAUCGUGGUGGGAGUCACAGACAGCGAGAACGAGCUGUCCGUCUACGAGCUGGUUCAUAAUUUUGUGGAGGUUUUGGAUAAAUACUUCAGCCGAGUGAGUGAACUGGACGUAUCCUUUAAUAACCGACCAAUCACAGCUUCUCUCUCUGAGCAUGACUUCCUGUUUGUUACGUUUGUUUCUUUGACUCCACAUUGUCUCCAGAUCAUGUUCAACUUGGACCGAGUCCACAUCAUCCUGGACGAGAUGAUCCAGAACGGACACGUGGUGGAGACCAACAGGAGCCGCGUCCUCGCGCCGCUCACCGCCCUCGACAAGAUGGUCGACUGAGGCGCUACAGGAAGUCAUGUCACAGACAAGUGGAUUUGAAACCCUGUGACUUCUUAAGCUGCCAAUGUUGUUCCAAUGCAAAACAAUAACAACUACUAGCCUAUGUUAAUAAAUCUGCUGCUUUAUGACCCAAAACCAUGGAUAGAUUAAAGGGUCAUUUCACUCAGAUUUACCCAAAACGUUUUGUGUAUAAAGAUGAUUAAAAUGUCCCUAUGAGUGUUUUUCAAAGAUUUACUACUUUAUCAUAUUUUAAUAAAUGCUUUUAUUUAAAAAAUCACAUUUAGGCAUGUUUAUUGAACCCUCUGAGGGUCUAAGGUCACCCAGUUGUGAUUUGUUUUUUAUUUUAAUGGCAUGUAUUUCUACUCAGUAUCUUUUCUAAAAGCUAUUUUUUUGUGUCAGAGUCUUUAUGGGAGAGCACUGAGAUAUCCAGCAUCCCCUCUACCGUGUUCUGUAACCGUGUUUAACAUCAAACACUUGCUUUUUAAAUUUCGCUUUUCAAAAAUGUUUUCUGAAUGUUGAAAAACAAAUACACCAUUUUUUCUAAGACAGA
This is a messenger RNA of Eleginops maclovinus (Patagonian blennie), 2052 nucleotides long. It is a transcript of the gene ap4s1, whose product is annotated as adaptor related protein complex 4 subunit sigma 1. The transcript has 5 exons. Gene Ontology annotation, cellular component: intracellular membrane-bounded organelle. Gene Ontology annotation, biological process: vesicle-mediated transport; protein transport. The record is from RefSeq and is a predicted model, not a curated record. Lineage: Eukaryota; Metazoa; Chordata; Actinopteri; Perciformes; Eleginopidae. The coding region runs from base 978 to 1502 and encodes 174 amino acids.